AACCAUAGCGAGAAUCUGAACAUGUGUUGUGAAGAUAGUUACCUUAUCAGUGUUGACCAUAUUAAUUGUUCCUCUUAUUUAUGUUACGGCAACCAUCAUGUUUGGCUCUCGGCUUCUGGUAGUAUUCACACUCAGCCUUUCAGCCUUAGGAUCACCUUCGGUCCCAGUACACCUGCUCAAUGCUGGUGUGAAGGUCGUUGGAGGCGAGGUGGCAGCAAAAGGGCAGUUUCCAUAUCAGGUGAGUUUCCAAGAGAGGAUCCUGGGUGUGUGGAAGCACUUUUGUGGAGGUACCAUCAUCGAUCCCAGCUAUGUCAUCACUGCCGCCCACUGUGUUGAGGGAGCUGACUUUACUUCCCCACAAGGAUUACGGGUGGUGGCAGGGGAACAAGACCUCCAUGAGUUGGAUGGUGAUGAGCAGGUGCAAAACAUCAACUUCAUCAUAGAGUACCCUUACUAUGAUCCGAUUACCUACGAGAACGACAUUGCCAUACUGCGUUUGGAGGAACCGUUUGUCUACAAUGAGUUCGUGAACCAGUUAGAUCUGCCCCAGUUCGACAAGAAUGUGACAGGAGAGUUGUGCAAUGUGUCAGGGUGGGGAAGGACCACGGAGGGGGGAAAAGCAUCUACCAUACUGCUCUACACUCAAGUGCCCGUCCUCACCGAUCAUGACUGCCGAGAAGCCUACACCCAGGAUGAGAUUAUGGACUCCAUGCUAUGUGCAGGGCUUGAGGAAGGUGGGAAGGGAAUCUGCCAGGGUGACUCAGGGGGACCAUUAGCUUGUGAAGCGUCAUUAUUUGGAGUGGUGUCCUGGAGCUAUGGCUGUGCUCGACCUGGCCUCCCUGAUGUCUACACAGAGGUGUCUUACUUCAUUGAUUGGAUCCACUCACAUGUCACUAGUUUAAAAGAAUAAAGUGCUGUAUGAUUUUUGGAAGCAUGCUGGAAAA
This is a messenger RNA of Procambarus clarkii (red swamp crayfish), 944 nucleotides long. RefSeq names its product trypsin-1. Gene Ontology annotation, molecular function: serine-type endopeptidase activity. Gene Ontology annotation, biological process: proteolysis. The record is from RefSeq and is a predicted model, not a curated record. NCBI's taxonomy places the organism in Eukaryota, Metazoa, Arthropoda, Malacostraca, Decapoda, Cambaridae.